AUGAACACAGAGGAGGGAGAGGCGGGUGCAGCUUGCGGGGAGGCGAGGGGAUGCACCGGCAUCACCCACCGCCACACCUGGGAUGAAGGCGAGCCGCUGGGCUGCCAAGGACGUCGUCACCCCGAGGAUGAGGACGAGGCAGCAGGGCAGGGAGAGGACGGAGAGGGCUGCCUGGAGGGCCGGGGCUGCAGGGAAGCAGGUGAGGGGAGCAACGGGGGGACUUUUUCCAGUGAGGAAGGGGCGGUCGGGGGAACAUCGUGCAAGGAGCAGGCGAUGCAUUCAAACUGCAGCAGCGAAACCUGCAUCCCUACUCCCAGCUGCCGGAUCUGCUUCCAAGGCGCAGAGCAGGGCGACCUGUUGAACCCGUGUCGGUGCGACGGCUCGGUGCGUUACACCCACCAGCACUGCCUGCUGAAGUGGAUCAGUGAGCGCGGCUGCUGGACCUGCGAGCUCUGCUGCUAUCGCUUCCACGUCAUCGCCAUCAACCUGAAGACGCCUCGGCAGUGGCAGUCCAUCACCAUCACCCUGGUGGAGAAGGUGCAGAUCAUCGCCGUAUUCCUGGGCUCUCUCUUCCUGGUGUCCAGCAUCUCCUGGCUGCUGUGGUCCACGCUGAGCCCGCAGGCCAUCUGGCAGCGCCGCGACCUCCUCUUCCAGAUCUGCUACGGCAUGUACGGCUUCAUGGACCUGGUCUGCUUAGGUUUGAUUGUCCACGAGGGGGCGGCGGUGUACAACGUCUUCAUGCGCUGGCGAGCCGUCAACCUCCACUGGGAUCUUAAGAGCUACGAUAAAGCAAAAGACAUGGAGGAGACGAGCAAUGGCCAUUCCUCAUUGGUCCCCAGGACGCUUUGGUUGCCUCUGGCCACCUUUGGGCCCAAUGGCCACUUACACUCCACCCAGCUGGGGCCGCAGCCAUGGACCUGCCUCUGUUUGGCCCCCUUCUGCCCCGGCCUGGUGCCCCGAAACAACCUCAGCCAGGACAGCGACUCAGGAGAGGUCGUCAUUCGUGUGACAUCGGUGUAACACCAAGCGGUAUUUAUGCAGGAACAAAGCAUCUGAUGGUUUUCCCUUGGUGGUAACAAUGGGCUUCUCUGGGCAGUUUAUAAUACUACGCAAUCUGUUGACUUUUUUUUGUUGCAGUUUUUCCAAAUGUUUUCCGAAUUAAUUGUUUGUCUGCUCUGGGGCGGGUCCUCAAAACAAUCUCAACCGUUAAAUUAAGUCAUGUGGGGUGUCGUUGCCUUUGUGUUUAAUUCUUAGAAGAAAAAACAAAAGUCAACAAUCACCUCUACCCUUUCUUUUUCCAAACCCUUCUGCAGUAUUCAAGUAUCGUGGGAUAGAAGGUAGUGAUGAGAAAGAUGAUUAGAUUUACAACUUGUGACCAUUUACAGCCUCACAUAUUCAUGAUGGUAAGGUUAAUAGAUACUGUACAUGGUCAACAUAGCACUAUAUACCAUACAUUUGGCUUUUUUCCCCAUUGAGCUUUGGCUGAUUUAAGGCAUCCCUGCUUGUUUGCUUUUUGAGACACUUCUGCAUUGUUUGGCAACAGGUGGAAUAUGUGGAAGCUU
Messenger RNA from Perca flavescens (yellow perch), 1562 nucleotides. It is a transcript of the gene marchf11, whose product is annotated as membrane-associated ring finger (C3HC4) 11. Bases 1 to 1020 code for a protein of 339 amino acids. The transcript is spliced from 4 exons. Gene Ontology annotation, biological process: protein ubiquitination. The record is from RefSeq and is a predicted model, not a curated record. Gene Ontology annotation, molecular function: zinc ion binding; ubiquitin-protein transferase activity. Lineage: Eukaryota; Metazoa; Chordata; Actinopteri; Perciformes; Percidae.